AUGUUCAUCAAGUCAGCCGAUGAAACUGAAACAAAAAUCCGUCGUAAUGAAACUCCUAAUUGGAACAAAUGGAUAUGGCCUUCUGGCAUUUCUGGAAUAGAAGCUCUCGAUAAAGCCAGUUCAGAAGCAGAACAUUACUAA
Molecule: messenger RNA, 141 nt
Organism: Entrophospora candida
Lineage: Eukaryota; Fungi; Glomeromycota; Glomeromycetes; Entrophosporales; Entrophosporaceae
Source: the annotation of a GenBank genome assembly